GGUGCCAGUACUCAGAGAUUGAUUGCCUAACUUUUAACUACUAAUAAAUUAUAAUUUUCCGUUAAAAUACAAGAAAAGUACUAAUUUUUUGCCACAUUCAAAAAGGUGCUGGUAAGCUGUACCGUAUUAGUACGUACCGUCACAAAAAAAAAAAAUAUAUAUUGAUAACAAGAAUUGACUUCAGAGGUGUUCAAAUGUGCUCACUGCUUAGACAAUCUACAAUAAACAAACUGGCAAAUUAAAAAGAGUGUGCCUGUAUUACUUUGAUUUGAUAAGAUUUCUAAUAAUUGUUUUUAACAUUUGAUCAUCUGCAUUCCCCCAUUUCUCUUUUGCAUCCAUGCCACUGAGUCCUCCCAUUGAAACUACGUCUUAUUACUACAACAAUCAACUUGAUAAAAGUUGGAUUAAUCAAAAUAUCUAAAGCAAAAAAUUGUUUUGGGAUUCAAUCUCAGGAUCCUUUAUUUAUCAGCUAAGUGCUUUAAUUAUUUGGCUUCUUUGCAGAUUUAAAAUACCAUAGUGAAGAUUUUGCUUGCAGUGUACUUGUGUGAUUCUAGGGCACGUAGUAGGAUUAAAAGCGGAUUAUGUAGGCCAUAUAACUUUUAGAUAAACUUGAAUCAGUAGUAGUAACAUUUUGUACAUAAAGAGUUAAAGUGAUCUUAGUCUCAAAUGUGUCACUGAUAACAGUGAAAUGUAUUAGACUCUCUGAUAAGUUAGCACAUUUGACAUACAUUGGAGGCAAUGAGAAACUGUGUUCAUGGGUGACCAAAUAAAUAAUAGAUAUUUGACAUCUGUUUGCUAUAUAUAUACAGUAAUAGCUGAAAGCUUUCAUAGUUAAAUUCUACUCAAUGCACACGGCAGCCUUGACUUUUGAACAUAAUCCUUUAAGGCUCAUUAAAAGCAUGAGAAUGGAUGUAAUCACAUUUCUCUAAAAGAUUUUUUUUUAAAGAUUCUUGUUGGGUUUAUAUAAGCCCUGAGCCUUCAUCUGCAUUAACUGUCUCUAAAUUGGAGCUUGAUUUGUUAAAUAGGACAACAAAUGCAUCAGAUAUAACUAUAUGCUCUAUAACAAAGACACAAGACAAAACACUUUGAACAACUAGGAUGUUACUUGCUGUUAUUUAACAGUCAAACUUGUUAGACAGCCCCAAGAAUGGUUAUUGGUUGAACAAAAAAGUAACAGUCAAUUGAAUAUGAAGGUUUUGCUGCUUGCAUACAACACAGAAAUAUAAAAAUGUCCAACUCACUGUCCACAAACACGAAAACUACAAAUAUGGGUAACAAAUCAACUGAAGAAAUGACACCAGAGAAGAACAAAAGGAUGUGUAAUGCUUGUAUGAAUAAAAUUAGUUCUUUCAUAAUCUGGUCACUAGAAACAGUUUUCUUCAAAGUAGGUCUGUUUAUUGGGACAUAUCCUCUACUUACAAUUAUCACUUGCUCUUUGAUGUGUGGCCUUUGUGGAAUCGGAAUGAAAACUUUUCAUGAGUCACAGGAACAGGAGAAACUUUGGGUGCCACAGUCAUCUCGCCUAAUCAAUGAAAAGAUCUGGGUUGAUAAAAUUUUUCCUCAAGACACUAGAUUUGUUUCUUUUUUGACAGUACAGCCAGAAGGCAACAUUCUAACUCCUGAGUUUCUGAAUGCUUUAAUGGACUAUUACCUUCAGUCUUUCAAGUUCAGCUUUAGGAACCAGUCCUUCAGUGAUUUAUGUUUGAGGGUGAAUUCCAAAUGCUAUGUUUCAAGUUUGCUGGAAAUAUGGAAUUAUGAUGCAGAUGUCAUUAGAAAUUUAACUGAAACUGAUAUAAAACUAAAACUUUGGAGCACACCUGUAAGCCCAGUCACUGGAACAAAUGUGCAGACUUUGUUGGGAGGAAAGAUCAAAAUGGACUCGAAUGGAAAUGUUGUGUUUGCAGAAGCAACUGAAAUCAUGUGGAUCAUGGAGAAGCAAGAAGAUACCAGCACUGCCCUAGACUUUGAAAAGGCCAUGAUAGAUAUGGCUCUAAAGGGGAUACGUGGAAUCAAUAAAACUUAUGUUUAUGCUACUAGGAGUUUUGAUGAUGAAGGCUAUGGGGUGAUCAAUCAAGACAUUAAACUUCUGGCCAUGGGGUUUAUCAUUGUGUUUGCAUUUGUUCUACUUUCUCUAGGGAAGUUUGAUCUUCUCAGACAAAAAGUGUAUGUGUCACUUGUUGGAAUGUACUGUAUUGGCUUAGCUAUCUUGGUGUCAUAUGGUCUGUCUACAGCAUUAGAUGUCAUCUACAACCCUAUAUUGUCUAUGUUGCCAUUUUUAUUGCUAGGAGUUGGAGUUGAUGAUAUGUUUGUCAUUAUGGAAACAUGGAAAAAUCUGAGCCCUGAAGAGCAGAAGUUAGAUAUUCCACACAAAUUAGGUGUGACACUUAGUCAUGCUGGAGUAUCUGUAACAGUCACAUCUGUUACAGACAUUAUUGCUUUUGGUAUUGGAGCUUCUACAGCAAUUCCAGCCUUAAGUUCAUUCUGCAUUUAUGCUUCCAUUGGUAUACUGGCCCUAUUUCUGCUGGUAGCAACAGUAUUUGCAUCCUCUUUAGCACUAGAUGAGAGGAGACUUCAGUCAGGACGAGAUGCCUGUCUUUGUUGCUACAAACACAAGCAGCCUUAUACAUUCAAUAAAUGCAGUAGCGACAAAUCAUUUCUACAAAUCGUGUUUGCGAAUUAUUAUGGGCCUUUUCUUUUGAAAUUACCUGUAAAGGUAUUAGUUAUCAUAUUCACAUUAGCCAUGGCUGGCUUGGGAAUAUGGCGCGCAAUACAUUUACGUCAAGACUUUGACCUGACCAACUACUUACCAAGUGAUUCCUAUGCCUAUGCCUAUGAUCAUAUAAAAAAAGAAUACUUUGACAGACAGGGAAUGGAGACAAGAGUUUACUGUGGAGGACUGAACUAUUUCAGAAUGCAGGAUGUUUUACAAAAUAUGUUGGAACGAAUAUCAAAUAGCAGCUACAUUCAAACUGGUUCUGUCAACUCUUGGUUUACUGCAUUUCAAAUGUAUCUUCCUUUAUCAGAUGUAACAAGUGAGGAAGUGUUCAAUGCUCAACUAUUUCAAUUUAUGCAUUCCUUGUAUGGACAAAGAUUUGCACCAUUUGUUCAGUUUAAUUCCUCCAGCUUGCCUGUUUCUGUCAAAGCUAGCUACUUCACCAUGACUCAUUCCUUGCAAAUUGAUUCUCAACAUGAUGUCAUAGCUAUGGACAAAUUGAGAGAGAUCAUUGACACAGCAGGUCUGCCUCAGUUUCAUGGAGCUCAUCUACCCAAGUAUAUGUGUUUUGCUUAUUCAAGGGAAUAUAUGACAUGUGAAACCAAUAAGGUAUUGCUGUCUGAAUUGUACCGUAACUUGGGUCUAUCUGCUGCAUGUGUUUUUGCUGUGACUGUUAUAUUAAUAGCCAACCUUUGGACUUCACUUUUGGUAUUUGUGUGUGUUUUGUUUACAAUGGUAGAUGUUUGUGGCAUUUUGGAAGUUUGGGGAAUCAAAAUAGAUACAGCUUCCAGUAUUCUCUUGACACUAUCAGUCGGACUUGCUGUAGAUUACUCAGCUCAUAUUGGACAUACUUUUAUGACUAUUGGAAGCAACAGAAACAACAGGGCACUUAUGUCUCUCAAAGCAAUUGGUCCAGCUGUUUUCAAUGGCGGCUUAAGUACAUUCCUUGCCUUUGUCCUUUUAGCCAACAGUGCCAGCUUUGGAUUUCAAAUGUUUUUUAAGGUAUUUUCAGCUGUGGUAAUAUUUGGGCUCUACCAUGGUUUGGUCUUCUUGCCUGUAAUAUUGAGCCUAGUUGGUUCUAGCCCCUACCUGCAAGCCAAGGAUGUACCCACCGACAGGACAAUGGAUUGUGAUGAAGAAGCCACCAACACAAUUUUAGUUAAUGAUCAUGCUGCAGUGACUAAGAAUAACAUUGAAUUGAUUCAUGCAGAUUUUAGUAACAGUCGUAUGUAGCAGUUUAGAAUGACAUGGUUCUCUUGAAAUAGUCUUAGCAUGCACAAAUUAUAGGUGCACCUAGUGUCUCAUGGAACAGACCUAACUAGAUUGACAUGAUUUCUUAUAACUAGUGAAUUACAUUUGGCUCUAUAGUUCUAGUUUAAUUAGGCUAUAAGCCAUACUUGUGCUUAAUGAGUUCUGCAGCCAUCAAAUGUGAUAUCAGUUUAUGCUUUCUACCCUGCGCUCCUUUGAAUUAUAUUGUUCUUUAAGUGGACAGAAGCAUUGUACUAUUAAUUCUGGUAACUUUGGCUAUUUACACCACAUUUAUUUCCUAUGAUUGUUUAAAUCAUAGUUUUUGUUUUCAUGAAACAGUAUUCACAAUUGAUUUAGUCAGUGAAUGGAAACAUUUUUUUAGAUUGCCUUUGAAAUAUUUAUUUCUUCUAUAUCAAAACUGAAUAUUAAGUUUAACUCCUGGGAAGGAAUGGAGUUGGGCUCAAAUGUAUAUAAGUCAUUCAAGAUAUAGUCAUGUUGAAUUCUUUUUGAAUAAUGUUUUUCUUAACAGCUUUAUAUGAUUGUUGAUUGGUACAUUUUAUUUACACAACAAACAUGGCAAUGUACUUAUUUUUGUAAUAACGAUAUUAGUCUUGUCACUAAAUUAGAUGUUAAAUAACAUUCAACAAAAUAUAUUCAUUUAUAAUUGUUUUGUCUACAUUACACUCGCAUUGGUUUAAUUUAAAUCUUCAUUGGAGUCAUUAGUGUUUAUUGUUUACUUAGAAGUGUUUUACUUGUCAAUAGAAACACAGCCUGGAGAGCAUCCCUACACUUUCUGAACAAAGUCAACCUCCAGUGUUCAGUAAUAAAUUGUCAUGUUCAUAGUUUAGGGUUGGUCUCCACUUAUGUCGUUUAUUACAUUUUGGAUGUACAGUCACAACAUGAAUUAAUGUACUAUUGUUGUCAUCCAUUUUUUUUUUAAGUGGAAACAGUUUUAGAUUCUCAAGACAUUUACUUUUUUGUUGUUUUCAAUGUGAUGUUCAGUUGAUGUGGUUCACCCUUUGUGCUAUACUCAUAUUGUUCAUUUAUUUUUUUGAUAAAUGAUCUCAUUAUAUAUACAUAAAGUUGGUUUCAUAUCUGUGUGUGUGUGACUUACAUUUAUUUAUGUUGCCAGAGCUUUCGAAUAUUUGGUUUAACUAUGUUUAACAUUAUGCAAUCUUUGAUACGGUUUUGACCAAUGUCAUAGGAAGCAGACUACGGAUGAGAUGUAGAUGUUUAGCGAUACAUUACUAGUUCAUUUGAGUUUUUGUACAUUAUUAUUUUAAAUCUUCUGACUUUUGACUAUUUUAUUUUGCAUUGAUUAUUUAGUUAUAUCCACCUGCUCUUUAGUAUCUUAAUUAUGAAAUUUCAAGACAUUUAAAUUCUGUAGAAAUUCCAAACAGAGUCCUACUUGAUAUGCUAGUGAAAAUCAUGUUGAUCAAUGAAAACAUUUGCUGCAGAUUCUUCUGUAAUUUGAGAACAUCAAGAACAUUGCUUUUACUUAGUAUCUACACUCAUUAAUUGAUGAGAUCUUGACAUUCAUAAGCUUGUACUCAUUAUACACUUUGCUUGAUCAUUUUAUACUCAAUGUUUUACAAUUCUUUAGGUUCAUUUUUGAAUGAGAAUAAUAAAUAAUAAAUAAUGUUUUUUCAAGGAAAAAAAACUAUUUUAAAGAUAAAUGGCUUCGAUUUUUGUAGGGACCAUAACUUUUAACAUUACAGAUGUUUCUUUCAUAUUCUAUUUGUUAUGUCCCUUAUCUCUACAAUGCAUUAUUAAGACAACAUUUAGAUCUAAAUGCUAUAGAAUCCAUUUCUUUGGUCUACUAUAUUUUUUUCAAAACAUCUUAAAUGAAUAAAAGACCAGUGGUCUGUAUAGUUGUAUUGAUUCAUACUAUUAAUGCUUUAAAUAAAUAAAUCUUGCAGAAUGAUCAUAAA
Molecule: messenger RNA, 5892 nt
Organism: Biomphalaria glabrata
Lineage: Eukaryota; Metazoa; Mollusca; Gastropoda; Planorbidae
Product: NPC1-like intracellular cholesterol transporter 1
Exons: 19
Coding region: 1229-3946 (905 amino acids)
Cellular component (GO): membrane
Source: RefSeq, a predicted model, not a curated record